CGAAGCAAAACGACGCCAUCUUCUUCAACCACGAGCUGCAUUGCGUUUGACUGUUGAUUUUCUAAGUUUAUACUGCAAAUUUUAGCUAAAGAUGAUGUCAAAUUAUGAUGGGCAUGCUGCUAAACGCCAGCGAACUGAUACAGGAGGACGAGGGGUUCAGUCUGGUGAUCCAUUUGAAGAGUCACACAAGCCAGGCCCCUCCAAAGUCAUUCAUGUUCGUGGACUAGCUGAUAAUGUAACCAAAAACGAUCUUGAGGAAGCCCUUCAGACUUUUGGACCAAUAAGUUAUGUGUACAUGAUUCCUAGACGAGGACAGGCUCUGGUUGAGUUUGAAGAAUUUGCUGGUGCAAAAGCAUGUGUAGAUUUUGUGAAUGAACAUCCUGAGAAUGUGGUAAAUGUUGCAGGGACUCCUGCAUUCUUCAACUACUCCACAAGCUCCAAAAUAAAAAGACCUGGUGAUGGUGUUGAUGCAAGUGGUGGUAACAACGUUCUCUUGUUCACCAUACUGAACCCUCGCUACCCUAUCACCACAGAUGUUCUCCAUUCUAUCUGCAAGGGAUAUGGUGAGGUACUCCGAAUUGUGGUCUUCAAGAAAAAUGGCGUGCAAGCCAUGGUUGAGUUCGACACCAUACCAAGUGCAACUGCAGCACUGCAGAACUUGAACGGAUGUGACGUAUACUCUGGCUGUUGCUCUCUGCGCAUCGACUACGCUAGGCCCAAGACGUUGACUGUGCAUAAGAAUGAUCAAGAAACAUUUGACUACACCAACCCCACCCUUGGAGCAAUUGCAAGCAACCCAAAUCGUGGUUCAGCCCUGCUAGAUGACCCACCGGAGCCUGCUUACAACGGACCAAGUGUCCGCGGCAGAGGAAGAAAUGAGGCAAUGAAUCCAGGAGGCCGUGGAGGCUAUGGUAUGGAGCCCCAGAUGCCCGCAUAUGGGAAUGGUAGCCGAGCUGGUUUCCAGGAGCGUGGUUACCCAGCCCGGGGUGGUGGAUACCCUGGUGACCGUGGUGAAUAUGGCCAGGGGUACCAAGAUCCAUAUGCUAUGCAGCCUCCAUCGGCACUCACUUCGGCUAUGACUGGCGGUCCUGUGGUGAUGGUGUACAACAUGGAUCCCGAGAAGAUGAAUUGCGAGAGACUUUUCAACUUGCUCUGUCUCUAUGGAAACGUCGUCAAGAUCAAAUUUAUGAAGACAAAACCAGGGUGUGCUAUGGCUGAAAUGGCUGAUGCUUUAGCAGUUGAAAGAGCCAUUACCAACCUCAGCAACAUUGAGUUCUAUGGAAAGACUAUCCAGCUUGGCUUCUCCAAGCAGAUGUACAUUUCGCCACCACCAGUAGUUGGUGAUCUUCCUGAUGGUACACCAGCAUUCAAAGACUUCUCCAGCAGCCGAAACAACCGUUUCUCCACCGUAGAAUCAGCUGCCAAAAACCGUAUUCAGCAACCAUCCAAAGUCCUCCACUUCUUCAACUCGCAUCCAGAAAGUGAUAUCGAGAGAGUCAGACAGGUAUUUAUUGCCGGUGGAGCUGUUGAACCAUUAAACAUUAAAAUGUUUGAAGCAAAGAAUGAUCGUAGCCGCACUGGUCUAGCCGAGUUUCCCGAUAAGUCAAAGGCUAUUGAAGCAUUGAUUGUCUGUAACCACACACCUAUGGACAAUCCAAAUGGCCGUUUCCCUUACACUUUCAAGCUCUGUUUUUCAAAUUCAAUGCAUGCACAAUAAAACACUCCAGCUAUGUUUCUGAGCUGUUGUCAUAAUUAAACAUAAUUUAACCUUUUCAUUCUAUUUCGAGAAAAAGAAGUGGUUAUCUGUUACCGAAUUGGAUAGUUAACAAGCUACCUUUACAUAAUUUGGUAAAAUAUAAAUGUUGAUCAUGACUAUAUGGAACAUUGUUAAAAAUAGGCAUAGCUAAGUUUUUUACAAUUUGUAUAUAAUGGGAUGAUUGUUGAGAUGAGUUGAGAUGAGAAAAACAACUAAAAGUGAGUAAGAGAUUCUUAAUGCCACUCAAGGGUAGAUGACGUAUGUGUUCGCAAAUGUACAAGUGUUUUUUAAAUUGAACAGAUUUUGUUUGCAUUGGAAGUUCCAAAUUUAGUCAUUAAAAGUGAGAUUAUUACAUUUUUUGCCUUAUUUUGGGUAGUUGUAUUUGAUAUUGAAAUAUGUUUUUUUAAAAUAAUGUAUUCUUACAA
Molecule: messenger RNA, 2181 nt
Organism: Anneissia japonica
Lineage: Eukaryota; Metazoa; Echinodermata; Crinoidea; Comatulida; Comatulidae
Product: heterogeneous nuclear ribonucleoprotein L-like
Exons: 15
Coding region: 92-1717 (541 amino acids)
Biological process (GO): mRNA processing; regulation of RNA splicing
Cellular component (GO): nucleus
Molecular function (GO): mRNA binding
Source: RefSeq, a predicted model, not a curated record